This is a messenger RNA of Trichogramma pretiosum, 1093 nucleotides long. RefSeq lists its product as uncharacterized. The transcript is spliced from 2 exons. The coding region runs from base 203 to 1093 and encodes 296 amino acids. Gene Ontology annotation, molecular function: zinc ion binding; nucleic acid binding. The record is from RefSeq and is a predicted model, not a curated record. NCBI's taxonomy places the organism in Eukaryota, Metazoa, Arthropoda, Insecta, Hymenoptera, Trichogrammatidae.
ACUCGUGCAUUUGUUUUUAAAGAUAGAGUGUGCACACUACAGUUGAUAGCUCUGCACGAUAUUCAUAAAUUCUCAAUAGAUAGUAUUCUUUAUUUAUCAUGAUCAGUGAUUGAUUCUUCGAAGUGCGUAGCCAGUGUUGUCACAUUAUUAUUUCCACCAAGUUAUCACGAGUCGGCAAAAAAGUGGGGACGUACGCUUGAAAAUGUCAACGAAGGAGAAAUAUCCUUUUCAUUUGGGUGGAAGAGGCCCUAACGAUCUUUGGUACGAGGAGAUGAAGAAAAUUGCAUACAGUGUCGAGGGAAUCCUAAAGCAACAGUUGGAGAUUGCCACUGAGAAUCAGAUUAUCCUCAAGAAGAUUUUGGAAGUGCAGCGUGCAAUAACAACAGCCACUAACGAGAACGGCACUGAGAGUAAACUCAUUAAUAAAGGGUCAAGAGAAAUUUCACAACUCGAAAGAGAUCUCAUGGUUAUCGAAAUUAGAAAAAUAUUAUAUACUAUGAAAAGAUCAGCUAAAGAAAAAGCCAGAGAUUUUAUCGAGCGAUUUGAAAGACUCACCAAUGAUUUUGAUAAAUAUAAUGAUUCAAAGAUGCCCGAUUCAGAGAAGGCAGAACUUUUUUUUGAUGCUGUUGGUGAUACUUGUCCGUUGUUUAAAUCAACAUUUAAUCUUUCGAAAAGUGUCAGAGGAAUUAACAUGAAAUAUGACGAUAUGAGAGUCUGUCUUUUAGAUAUGGAAUCGGAGAUAUAUCCUGACGAGCGACCACCUAAAACUCAUAACUCGCCCGAAAGACCAUCCUUGGCUGAAACAAAGUGUCAUAGGUGCAACGUGAGGGGACAUUGGGCCGGAGAAUGUCCACUAGCAAAUACAGACAUGUACUUCUGCUACAAAUGCAAGGAUAUAAAGAAGCACAAAUCCGACUACUGUCCGAAAAAUACUCAACGAGUCGUAUCUGAAUCUGAAUCUGAUUCAGAUUCAGAUUCUACUCCUAAUCGUAGGUCAAGCUUUAGAGGAAGAGGUAGAGGUAGAGGUAGAGGUAGAGGUAGAGGUACGAAUAUAUUUAGAGGAAAAAAUAGAUAUAAUCCUUUUGCAAAGUAA